AUGCAGUUUGCAUAUGUGGUCCGACACAUAAUCAUCUGGCAACUCAUGAUACGCGCACAUCGGUGUAUAUACCAGCUAGGGGUUAUCUGCAUAAAGCAUCAUAUAAAUGCAAGAGGGCAUGCCGUCCAAGAUGGAGGCCUUUUUUUUUUCUCCCCAUGCAUUCUGCAUCUUCUGAUCAAGCUGUUCCAAUACAUUUCACUAAGUAAAAACCUUCCUACGAAGGUAAUGACCAAAGGAAAGAAUCAGCUCUUUGCUGCUUUUUUGCUAGCUAUUGUUGGAUUGAUUUCAGUCUUACAUUAUUCUGGCUACUCACUCCUUUUAUCUCGAGAUGAAAUAAAUGUUUCAAAUGAGGUUUCCGUCCUUGAUGGGCUGAACGGUACUCUUCCAUUGAUUAUACCGAGCUACUUAAUACGAAAGGAGGAAAUAAAGAAUUUGGAUGCUCUUUUGCAAAAAACCCCAAACUACAAAGAAGAGUAUAAACUUUAUGGUGCUGGAAAGGAAAAGAUUUUCCCAGAACGCACAAACCAGAUUUCAGACUACUCGUCUGUUUUCCAUGACUUCAAAUCCGAGAAAAUCAAUAUUUACGACUCCUUUACUAAUAUCGAAAAGAAUAUUGACAACUGUGGCAAGUUGGAGUCCGAAAUGCGAUUUUCAGUUUCCAACGAACAUGAGAUCCAAACUCCUAUGGAUGAAAUUGUUGAAGGCAUUGUGAAAGCUAUCGAGGAGGGAGAUGAAUAUGCAAAGGACUUGGAGCCAUACUUCGCUAAACAAGUGCGUUUGCAAUUGAAGCACGGUGUUACCGACAGAUACUGGUUUAGAUUGGCUGGUUCGUCUGUGUGGCUCAAGGAUUAUGGUGUGCAUUAUAUGGUGUCGAGACUUGUCUACAGUGACCGUGCUCAGAGAAACCAUCCAAAAUUCUCUGUCGCCUAUGUUCAACUUUUUGACGACGAUUGGAAAGAAAUCAAGACAAAUUUGCUUGUUCCAACUAACUUUGGGCCCAAGAAGAACAAGAAUGCAAUCGAAAUCGACGGCGAACCAUACCUUGUAAAACACUAUCCACUGAUCUUACCUGUUCCAUUAAGACUCGAUACAGGCAAAGACUAUCAGGGCCCGGAGGAUCCUAGAAUGAUUCUUGUCAAGAAUGAAAGGGGUCACGAGGAACCUUUGAUUAUUUAUAACAUAGACCAUCCAAAAAUGGGUACGUCUAAGGAUGAGAAUGGUACCGAGUUUGAGGAGAUGAAAAACUACCGUAACAUGUGGAUCAGUUGGCCUUGGCAAUUUCAAAAAGGAAAAUUCAAUAUUGAUGCCAAAGACAUUCCUGAGUUUGAAAAUCGUCUUUUCAACAGAGCUAAUGAACUUAGAAUCAAAAAUACCGAACGUCAGGGGAGUCAAAAGAACUGGACUCCAAUGAUCAGUCACACUUUGAGAGAGUACCAUGGUUACGAUAAAGAAAUUUUGGUUGUGACGCGAUGGUCUGAACUCGAGGUUUUGAAGUGUGAUAUAACGUCUGAUGACUCUCAAUGUCAAUAUAUGCUUCGAGAUGAUGGCCCUCCGAUUAAGAAUGAUGUGGGUCCACUUAGAGGAGGAACUGCAAUGAUCAAUGUGAACGAACUUAUCGCUUCGCAGACCAAUGCUCCAGUUCACCGUUUUAUUAAGAAAGGAAGAGAGAUUUGGGUUGGAUUUGCAAUGAGCCCACUUCAAAUGGUGUGGUUGUGGCCUGAGUUUCUACAGGCCAAACUUUGUUGUGAUCACACUGGAUUUGAUCACCGAUAA
Messenger RNA from Clavispora lusitaniae ATCC 42720, 1773 nucleotides. RefSeq names its product beta-mannosyltransferase. Gene Ontology annotation, molecular function: mannosyltransferase activity. The record is from RefSeq and is a predicted model, not a curated record. Lineage: Eukaryota; Fungi; Ascomycota; Pichiomycetes; Serinales; Metschnikowiaceae.